Eublepharis macularius is the source of this 2781-nucleotide messenger RNA. RefSeq names its product engulfment and cell motility 2 (gene ELMO2). The record is from RefSeq and is a predicted model, not a curated record. Gene Ontology annotation, biological process: actin filament organization; cell motility. The transcript has 22 exons. The coding region runs from base 170 to 2371 and encodes 733 amino acids. NCBI's taxonomy places the organism in Eukaryota, Metazoa, Chordata, Lepidosauria, Squamata, Eublepharidae.
UCGCGCCGUUGGGCCGAGCCGAGCCGAGCCGAGCCGGGUGGAGGCGGGGCCGUCCUCUGGCCGCCCCCCCAAGCCCCCCCUUCCCCCGCGGCUCUCCGCGCAGCCGCCGCGCCAGGUUUGGGAGAUCUCCAUCCCUCCCCGUCUUGGGAAGAGCUGAAGCUCCGGAGAGAUGCCUCCCCCAUCAGAUGUGGUCAAGGUAGCUGUGGAGUGGCCAGGAGCCAAUGCUCAGCUGCUGGAGGUUGAUCAGAAGCGGCCCCUGGCGUCCAUCAUCAAAGAAGUGUGUGAUGGCUGGUCACUACCCAACCCCGAGUUCUACACGCUGCGAUAUGCUGACGUGCCUCAGCUGUACAUAACAGAACAGACUCGCUGUGACAUAAAGAAUGGGACCAUCCUGCAACUGGCCGUUUCCCCGUCUCGGGCUGCCCGCCAGCUGGUGGAUCGGACCCAGUCGCACAGCAUGGAGGCUCGGCUGGAGGCUAUGAAGGAGCUGGCCAAGCUGUCUGCAGACGUGACCUUUGCCACCGAGUUCAUCAACAUGGACGGCAUCCUCGUGCUGACUCACCUGGUGGAGAGCGGCACCAAACUCUUGUCCCACAGCUACGGGGAGAUGCUGGCGUUCGCCCUGACAGCCUUUCUGGAGCUCAUGGAUCACGGCAUUGUUUCUUGGGACAUGGUCUCCAUCACCUUCAUCAAACAGAUUGCGGGGUACGUGAGCCAGCCCACCGUUGACGUCUCCAUCCUGCAGCGCUCCUUGGCCAUCUUGGAGAGCGUGGUGCUGAACAGCCAGAGCCUGUACCAGAAGGUUGCAGAGGAGGUCACAGUGGGGCAGCUCGUCUCCCACUUGCAGGUCUCGAACCAAGAGAUCCAGACCUAUGCUAUUGCCUUGAUCAACGCUCUCUUCCUGAAGGCCCCAGAGGACAAGAGACAGGACCAGCUCCUUAGCCCUCUAGACCUGCCCUGCACCGAGAUGGCCAACGCCUUGGCCCAGAAGCACCUGCGAUCCGUCAUCCUGACUCAUGUCAUCCGAGGAAACCGCCCCAUUAAGACGGAGAUGGCUCAUCAGCUGUAUGUGCUUCAGGUCCUGACCUUUAACCUCCUGGAAGAACGUAUGAUGACCAAGAUGGACCCCAACGAUCAGGCGCAAAGGGACAUCAUCUUUGAGCUACGGAGAAUUGCUUUUGACGCAGAGGCUGAGAGCAACAGCCUGCCUGGCGGGGGGACAGAGAAGCGCAGAGCCAUGUACACCAAGGACUACAAGAUGCUGGGCUUUACGAACCACAUCAACCCUGCUUUGGACUUCACGCAGACCCCGCCAGGGAUGCUGGCCUUGGACAACAUGCGUUACCUGGCCAAAUACCAUCAGGAUGCCUAUGUCCGGGUUGUCCUAGAGAACAGCAGCCGGGAAGACAAGCACGAGUGCCCCUUUGGGCGCAGCGCCAUCGAGCUGACCAAGGUGCUCUGUGAGAUCCUGCAGGUUGGAGAACUCCCCAACGAAGGUCGGAACGACUACCACCCCAUGUUCUUCACUCACGACCGUGCCUUCGAGGAGCUGUUUGCCAUCUGCAUCCAGCUACUUAACAAGACCUGGAAGGAGAUGCGGGCAACGGCAGAAGAUUUCAACAAGGUAAUGCAGGUGGUGCGGGAGCAGAUCACCCGGGCACUGCCCUCCAAGCCCAGCUCCCUCGACCAGUUCCGGAGCAAGCUCCGCAGCCUGAGCUACUCGGAGAUCCUGCGCCUGCGUCAGUCUGAGCGGAUGAGCCAGGAUGACUUCCAGUCCCCGCCCAUCGUGGAGUUACGGGAGAAGAUCCAGCCAGAGAUCCUGGAGCUCAUCAGGCAGCAGCGCCUGAACCGCCUCUGCGAAGGGAGCAGUUUCCGCAAGGUUGGCAAUCGGAGGAGGCAAGAGCGCUUCUGGUACUGCCGCCUGGCACUCAACCACAAGGUGCUGCACUAUGGAGACUUGGAGGAUAACGCCCAGGGGGAGGUGACCUUUGAGUCCCUGCAGGAGAAGCUCCCUGUUGCAGACAUCAAGGCGGUUGUCACUGGGAGAGACUGUCCCCACAUGAAAGAGAAGGGAGCCCUGAAGCAGAACAAGGAGGCACUGGAGUUGGCCUUCUCCAUCCUCUAUGAUCCCGAUGAGACCCUGAACUUCAUUGCGCCCAACAAAUACGAGUACUGCAUCUGGAUCGAUGGCCUGAAUGCACUCCUGGGGAAGGACAUGGCCAGCGAACUGACCAAGAGCGACCUGGACGCCCUGCUGAGCAUGGAAAUGAAGCUGCGCCUGCUGGACCUGGAGAACGUCCCCAUCCCGGAGGUGGCCCCCCCCAUCCCCAAGGAGCCCAGCAGCUACGACUUCGUCUACCACUACGGCUGAGCCUGCACCGCCCCCACGCGCCCUGGCCUCUGCUGGGCUGAGCGACUGUGGCUUGGGGGGGGGGAGGGGGAGGCAGACCCUCCUUGUGCUUUUCCUUCUGUCUCCGGAUGGCAGGGGGCUGCCUGGGGCAGGCGGGCCAGUCGAGGGGUUUAUCGAACUUCAGCAGCCGCUGCUGCUGCUGCCGCCCCUUGGUCCCCAACCACAAUGUGGGGGGCGAGUGCUGUCCCGUGCCAGCGUGAGCAUCUGCAGGCUCUCUGGAGGAGGCCUGGAAAGGGCCGGGAGUGAGAGUGGCCUGGGUGCACUGGGGACGCUGGCGGGUGCCCAAGGAGCAGAGUGCUGCCGGACAGACCUGCUGCUGCCUUCUCCCGUUCCCCUCUCUGCUAAUGUGUACAUUAAAGCUCUUUCCUUGC